Molecule: messenger RNA, 6430 nt
Organism: Gastrolobium bilobum
Lineage: Eukaryota; Viridiplantae; Streptophyta; Magnoliopsida; Fabales; Fabaceae
Product: protein TIME FOR COFFEE
Exons: 12
Coding region: 240-4799 (1519 amino acids)
Biological process (GO): regulation of circadian rhythm
Cellular component (GO): nucleus
Source: RefSeq, a predicted model, not a curated record
UGAGAUUGGAGCACAAAAAGAGGGAGAGAGGAGUGGAGCAGCAGCGUGAGCGUGAACAAGAGAAGAAUAGAUAAACGAAAAUUCUGUUGUGAUGUUGAAAGCAUCAAAUAGGUCUGGGAAUUUGGUUGUGAAUGAAUCAGUGUACUUGCGGUGAUUAUGGUUGGGUUUCGUUGUCACUGAUAUGAGAGAAGAGAUAGAGAUAGAUCUUGUGGGUGCAGCAGCUGAUUUGGUGGCGUGGAAUGGACAGGAAUAGAGAAGGUAGGAGAAGCACUAUGGCUGCAAAUGGUUUGGCUAGAAGAAGACACAGGACUAACAACAACAACAACAGCCACAGCCACAGCCACAGCCACAGAGAUUCACCAGAGGAAGACGGAGCGGUGGAGCUGCAUGAGACGGCGAGGCUAAGAGAUCGAGGAGGUAACGGGAAGAAGGAUCGAGAUCGACUGGGGCGGAGUAAGAGGAGGAGGGGUGGUGACAGGGUGAUGCAUAGCAGAGAAGAAGGCGGAGAAGAUACUUCAGAGGAUAGUAUUAACGAUGAACCAGAAGACGACGACGACGACGACAGAGGCGCUGCCUCCGUUAGAAUGCUUUCUCUCGGCCCUAACCCGUCGCUGCAUCGGAAGAGCUUUCCACCGCCGGCCAAAGUUUUUAGACCAGCGCCGCCUACUUGGAAGACCGCCGAUGAGAUGAUCGGGGUGUCGGUUCCCAGAAAGGCUCGCUCAGCCUCCACGAAGAGGUCGCACGAAUUCUGGACUUCCCCUCCUGCAAUAGCAGCCGACCAAAUUCGUCGUCAGCCUUCCACUUCGCCGGUGAGAACGACCAUGCCUUCGGUGGCGUUGUCUCCGGCGUCGCCAUCGUCGUCGAAUGCUUCAGUGAGGAAAAAGAUAAAGACCAAUGGACCCAAGUUCAGACCCCCCAAAUCCUCAUCCAAGUCAUCUUCUGCAGCUCAAGACGAGAUCGAGAUAGAGAUCGCAGAAGUGUUGUACGGCAUGAUGAGACAGCCUCAAGGGCCGUCUAAGCAAGAAAUCAUGGCCAACAGCGAUUCUCGUGAAGGACAUAAAUCUUCCAAUGAUGCCAAGUCAAGGAUAUCUUCACCGAUCUCAAAUUCACAAUCCGCACAGCCUCUCUCGUCAUCGCUUCCACCUCAAAAUUCCAGCUCUUCUGUUAUUUCCUUGUCUGUUGUUGCUCCGAAGAGGAAAAAACCACGGCCGGUGAAGUGCGACGACGAAAAUCCGACGAUUUUCAGCGUUCGUAGUAGCUCCAUUCCAUCAACUGCGAAGGCCGAAAGCGAUCAGCCUUCAAAAGUGGAAACUUGCUCGCAGAAUUUUCAUAAAAUCUCAGAAUCUGGACCUGAAAAUGGCGGUGUAUCAUACGAUUUGGUCAAUUCUCAAGGCGCUCUAGCAUCGUCCGAACCGCAGCCGGAGUCAAUUAAGUUGGAAAGCAACGUUUCGUCGGAUUCUAAGCCGUUGACGGAGGAAUCGGAGAAGCAAGAUGUGGGAUUGAGUAAGGAGGUGCCCCAGUCACCGAAGAAGGAAUCUCCUGUGGUCAAAUUAGAUCAUGAUCGCGAGGAUGUGAAAUCGACUAAAGCGAAUACAACUUUGUCUGAGAGUGAAAACCAGCGAGAAGAGAAGUUCCAGAUAGAUCUGAUGGCGCUGCCGCCUCCUCCACUGAGAUCUUCUCCCGAAAGAAAUGUGGAGAUUACUUUUGUGGCUGGAGAUCCUAAACCUUUGGUAAUAGACCCUGAAAUGGAAGUUAAGCCUGUGACGAAGGAAGAUGAUAAAUCGCUGAGAAUGAGUAAGGAAGAGGUUGCAGCCGUGGAAAUGGACAAAGCUGAGUCUCAUAAACCGGACAUCAUGCGGAAGGAAAGAGGUACCGUCUUGCAGCUUGAUGUGGAGAAGGCUAAUAGGGUGGAUACUAGUGGAAAUGGCAGCUUAGUUAACAAGAGGCAACAUCAAAACAACAUCCAGAGGCAGCAGCAACAGCCUAACCCAGAGAAAAAUGUUUUAUCCAAUUCCGUGCCUCUUCCAUUGUCUGUUCCCAGCUGGCCUGGCGGGCUUCCUCCCAUGGGAUAUAUGACAUCUCUGCAAGGAGUAGUAUCCAUGGAUGGGACUACAGUGACUUCUGCAGCUAUACCGCCACCCCAUCUACUUUCUAAUCAGCCUCGGCCCAAAAAGUGUGCAACCCAUUACUACAUUGCUCGCAAUAUAUUAUAUCACCAGCAAAUUGCGAGGAUGAAUCCAUUCUGGCCAGCAGCAGCAGGUUCUGCAGCUUUGUACGGGGCAAAGCCCUGUAAUCUUAAUGUUGUGCCCUCCACUGAAUUGCAUGCUAAUGUUCCCAGCAGGGCUCCAAACCCUACUCUAGACAAAGAUCACGGUCUUGGCAUGUUUCCAGGUCAUGUUGGGAAGGAUAAAGGCUCUCAGCCUACUAACUUGGAUAGUUCUCAAAGAAAGCAAAUCUUGCUUCAGCAAGCCUUGCCUUCCGGAGCACCUAAUAAUAUAUUGCAUGGUCCUGCAUUCAUCUUUCCACUGAACCAGCAGCAAGCUGCUGCUGCCUCUGUUCGACCGGGAUCUGCUAAGUGUUUGCCUGGCACAAACAGUGGAGGAUCAGCAUCUGCUUCUAAUUCAGCUCCGCUCAAUGCUUCGGGUACAGGGGUGGCUGCUGCACCACCAAUGAGCUUUAGCUAUCCAAAUAUGCCCGGCAAUGAAACUCAAUACUUGGCCAUUUUGCCUAAUAAUGCUUACCCAUUUCCAAUACCAGCACACGUUGGUGGUCCACCUGCAUACAGAGGAGCCCAUGCACAGGCAUUGCCAUUCUUCAAUGGGUCAUUCUAUUCUUCUCAAAUGCUCCAUCCUUCACAGAUUCCGCAGCAGCAACUUCCUCCUCAAUCACAGCAGAGCCAUCAAAACACCAGUAUUUCUACUGGAUCCUCCUCUUCCCAAAAGCAUGCACAGAAUCAACAAAAGCCUAAUGGUAGUGGCUCCAAUGGUGGUGGUAGUGGUGUUGUUGGAGGCAUGCAAGGCUUUCAUGUCAAUAAGAGUCAACCAUCGCAGCUUCUACAGUUGCAGCAGCAACAGCAGAGGCAGCAACUGCAGAAUCAUAAUGCUUCUCAUCCAGCUCGCCAAAUUGAAUCCGAAAUGGGUGGUGAAGGUAGUCCCUCUACUGCGGAUAGUCGUCUCACUCGCACUACCAUGAGUAUUUAUGGACAAAAUUUUGCAAUGCCAGUGCAGACGCCAAACUUUGCUUUGAUGACACCUGCAUCAAUUAAUGGUACUGGUUCUAAUGGUAGUCAUAGUGAAAAGACGCAAGCUCAACAGCACCCUGGUCCAAAGGCUACAGCUGAAAUGUCUCAAGCAUUUGCCAUGUCAUUUGCGUCCGUCAAUGGUGCAACUGCCGCCCCUGGCCUUGACCUCUCAUCUAUUGCACAGAGUCACCAUAACUAUCAGAUAAUGGCCGGUGCACAAGCUGCCAAUUCUCAGCAGAAGAAGAAUUAUUGUGUCCCUGAAGAAGGGAAAGCUGUGUCUGAUUCUUCUAACCCAGAAGAAGAUAGAAAAUCCACGGGAGGGAAAAUCCCAGCUACAGUCGGGCAAUCUAUUGCAUUCUCAAGGCCAGAUGUGUCUGAUCCUCCAGUAACUGCAUUAACUGGCAACAAUGUCAUUGAUAGCUCUGCACGAACACUCGGCCUUGGUUCUGCUUCUUCUCGGACUGCUGCUCCUGUCAUGCCUGCUGGCAUCAACACCAGUUCAGCAAGUUCUCAGCAACAUCUGCAACGAAAUCAGCAGCAAUAUAUUCAGCUUCAGAAACAGCAUCAAUUUGCAGUUGCAGCUGCUCGAAGUAAGACACCAUCAACAAGCAAUGGCAGUGUCUACUCUGAUCAUCUUCCUUCUACAUCAUCAAUGCCCCCCAAGUUUUCUAAUGCUGUAUCUGUUUUUCCUCAAAACCUUGUACAAAGCAGCACCACAGUUGCUCAGUCACCUCAAUGGAAGAACACUGUAAGGGCAACCACUUCGCAGUCUUCCCCAUCUAUGACUUCACCACCACCACCAUCAGUCAAAAGUCUUCCUCAGCAGCAGGCUCGUACCCAGCAAGCCCACACUCAAAUAUCUUUUGCAGCUAAUCCGAAAUCAUCCACUGUACAAGUGCAACCUUCAAGUUCUCCGUCUCCUCCAGUUAUGGCUGGCUCGCCCACAACCUCAUCGAUGUCCAAAAAUGCUGGUAGUCCAAGGACAACAUCAACGUCAACCAAUAUUAAGACGAGUCAAACGUCCUUAGCCUCUCAGCAAGCCAAGAACUCUCAGGCUGUGCCAAGUCGUAAAUCCUCGCCUGUUGGUGGUCGGAAUGUGCCAUCAAUCCUCAGUGGUCCUCAGCUAACUCCAUCUUCCAGUACUGGGGCUAAACCUCAAAUGCAACAACAGCAGCAGCAGCAACAAAUAUCAAAGCAAACAUUACAACAGGCCCAGCUGGUCUUCUCAAAUCCUUAUAUACAUCCUCAAAUUUCACAAUCUAAUUGCUCUCCCUCUUCUACUUCUGCUGCAAGUGGGUAUUAUGUUCAAAGGCGCGGCCCCGAGCAAAUGCAACGACAGAGCUCUUCUAGCACUUCUCCCUCUAAUGGUGCCACUGCGAACAAUACAAAAAGUGGUGGCUUACCUAUGCCGGGUCUUCUGCAUCCAGCACAGUUUGCUACAAUGCCACCAUCUGGAAAUCACCAUCAGUUUGUUCCUGCCGGUUUUACUUAUGUUCAUACUGUUCCCUCUGCGGUUCAAGUGAAGCCAGCAGAACAAAAACAACCUGCGGGUGAGUAGAAUGUCCCUUGUUUUCCUUACGUUGCACCCUGUGCCCAUGGUAAGCAAAGGUGAAUUAGAUGGGACUUUUGAAGUGAAAGAUGGUGUCUUGCGAAUGUGAGGAGACUGUUGAUGCCAUUCAUGUUUGGCGCCAAGAUGCAAACUUUGAGUAGAACACGGCCAAUGGAGAUAAAUGAAUUCAGAUUCCGCAAUUUUUGAUGGGAAAUCAGCCAAACCUAUGCAAUGUGCCUCUGAAGUGUGUAGUAAAUCAUUUGUACACUUGUGUUUAUAAUCUGACAAAGGUUGAUCUUGAAGUCUAAUCCAAUUCGAUUGGUUUUUAUUUCCGGAAGAGGUGGUUGGUUUUUAUUUUAUUUUAUUUUUUCUGGGGAGGGGGGCGGGCUGGUGGUGGAUGCUUUUGAACACACUUCCUUGUUGGCAGGAAAUGGAAGGAUUAAAGGUGGUGGAGGAAAGGGCAGGCAAGAACCACCUUUCCUUCUUUUGGGGAUGUAAUGGAGUUUACGUUAGUGUUCUCUUCGUUACUUGCUAUCUUUAAUUUUAAUUUUGUCUUCUAGUCUAGAAGGCAGUAAACAUCUUUUUGACGUAUCUAUGCUGGGGAGGAUGAGGAUGUACGUGUAUGGCAGCUCAAUUUUUUUAAUUCAAGAUUGUGUCCCUCUUUUAUUGAUGGUGUUGUUAUGAAGCUACUCUUUUUUUUUCUUCAAGUUAGAAUGAAAUUGGGUGGGCAGUGACAAGUGGGUUGCAAAUUGCUAUCUCUGAAUGUGAGUGUAAAGUAAUAGCAAAGAAUAGGAAGAUGCCUUUUGAGAAGUGGAGACUGGCAUGCUUUUUGGCUGUGGCAAGUGAAAAAUCAAUCUGUAACAAAAAGAAAAAAGCUAAGGUAGAUAAAUAGUUGAUAGUUCCAGGAUAUUCAAAAUCUUCGAGGGCUCUCAUCUCAGGAAUCUUCGGUCUGAUUGGUUGGUUAUGUGCGAGGGUGUGUGGUCCGGAUUUUGUGGUACCUCUGAUUUAUGCAACUUUGAUUUCAAAGAUAGUUUAACAGCAUCACUGUUGCUCUUUGACAAAAUAGUUUUGCUGAAAAGUGAUUCUCUUUAUUGUCAGUAUCAUACACGUGUCUGAUAACUAAAUAAAUAUAAUAAAUAUCAUGACUUCAUCUUUUGAAUGAUUAUAUUGAUUAUUAUUGUCCUGUGCAUUUAAAUAUCAUAUUAAAUGAUUAAAUAAUGUUGUUCUAUGCUGGUACUCGACAGUCUUUAUCAUAUAGGUGAAAUUUAUAUUCAAAGUUUGCCCUUGAUGUGGGCCCCCCUGAAACAGCACUUUGGCCCACUUAUGAAAUCAGAGCGGUUAGACCUUUCGGAAGCCAGCACAAAGCAGCAACACGUUGUGGGUCUUUUGCCAAUACUCCCUUGUGAAUUGGGAUGAUGCGAAAAAUUUGCUGUUGUCUCACGCAAACACAAUGCACGUGUUAUUAAAAUGUUUCAUACUCGGCUAUUUGCACCAGAGCUCAACUCUUCUGCCUCAACAAGCCUGCCAUAGCCCUUUUUAGCUUUUCUUCCUUCAGUUUCUUCGUGUCAUGAGCGAAAACUCGCAUGAAAGGCGUAGAAAGGGGAACAAUAUUGUAAAAUUGGCUGUCAAAAUUUUGUAGU